GCCCCAGACUCCAGCAGGAAACCGGGGCUCCAGCGAGAGAGGCACGUGGCUCGGGCCUGGCCCCCCGCGCCGCCCCCGGCACCGCCCCUGCACCGCCCCGCGGCCCAGGAUGACCCUGAGGGACAUGCUGCUGCCCGGCGCCCUGCUGGCCCUGUGCUGGGGGCCCCUCCUGGCCAGCGCCCAAGGGCCGACCCCGCUGCAGAGUCUGCGCUGCUACAACGACUACACCAGCCGCAUCCGGUGCCGCUGGGCCGAGUCCUCCGGCGCCCGCCGCCUGCUCGGCCUCACCCUCCUGCGCAGGCUCAACGCGGACCCCCCGCAGCCCGUGUCCUGCAAGUGGAGCGAUGACCUGUCGUGGACGGGGGCCCCGUGCCCGGGCUGUGUGUCCCGGGAGUGUGAGAUCCCGCACACGCUGUUCGUCCUGGCCGACUACGACUACUUCUCCUUCCGGCCCAACCGGCCGCUGGGCGCGAAGCUCGACGUGACCCUGGCCCAGCACGUGCAGCCCCCCACGCCCACGGACCUCCAGGUCAGUGCUGGCCCGGACAGUUUCCUGCUGACCUGGAACGUGACGCAGAGCCCCUGGCUGUCCAGCCUGGAGUUCGAGGUGGCGUACCGACGGCUCCAGGACUCCUGGGAGCCGCCUUCUCCCCAGGACACCUCCACCGUCUAUGCCAGCUCCCCCCGCGUGGUCCUGGCACGCCAGCUCCUGCCCCCUGGCACCUACCUGGCACGGGUGCGAGCCCAGCUGGCCCCCGGCUCGCGGUUCUCCGGACAGCCCAGCGGGUGGAGUGCCGCGGUGCCCUGGGACUCUCCGGCCGGCGACGAGGCGCAGCCCCACAAUCUCCAGUGCCUGUUCGACGGGGCGCACGCGCUGCGCUGCUCCUGGGACGUGCACGCCGAGGUGGCCCGCGCCCUGCCCUUCUCGCUCUUCUACAGACCCGGCCCCGGCGCCGCGGAGGAGGAGUGCGCCCCCGUGUGGCAGGAGCCGCGCGGCAGCGGCUACACCCGGCACCGCUGCGAGAUCCGCGUCCCCGCGCCCGAGCCCCAGAGCCGGUACACGGUGUCCGUGAGGCCCCGCGGCGAGGAGAAGCUCAUCAAGAGCUCCGACAACAUCCAGAUAGCCCGGCCGGCCCUGAGCGUGGCCCGGGCCGGGGACGGCUACGGCCUGAACUGGACGGCGGAGCGGCUGGCGUACGAGCACAUCGGCCUCACCUUCCAGGUCCAGUACAAGACCGAGGAGGCCGCGUGGGAGGACACGGAGGCAGAGUCCCUCCAGAACGCGCGCAGCAUGGCGCUGCCCCCGCUGGCGCCCGGCACCCGCUACCACGCCAGGGUCAGGGUCAAGCCCACCUCCAAUGGCUACAACGGGGUCUGGAGCGAGUGGAGCAAGGAGAGCGUCUGGGACACUGAGUGGGUGCUGCCCACCUGGGGCCUGGUCCUCAUCCUGGUGCUCCUCACCCUGGCCUCGGUGCCCGCCCUGCGCUUCUGCGGCGUCUACGGGUACAGGCUAAACCGGAAGUGGGAGGAGAAGAUCCCGAACCCGGCCAAGAGCCUCCUGUUCCAGAAUGGGGGCGCCGGGCUGCGGCUGCCCGUCAGCCGGCGCCCCCCACACCAGGGCCCAGGGCCCGGCCUCCUCUCCGCGCUGCAGGGGGUGAUUUCCGGAGACUUGGGGCGCAGUGAGGUGUCGCCGCUCACCACCGAGGAACCAGGGGGUGCCCGGGCCGCGCCCGCCGAGCCCGCCCCGUCGCCUGCUUCCCCCGGGACCCCCCAGAGCCCCCGGCCCCCCGGGCUGCACUUCAACGGCCCCUACCUGGGGCUGCCGCACAGCCGCUCGCUGCCCAACCUCGGGGACCUCCUGGCGCCCCCCCAGCCGCGGCCCUCGGGGUCCCUGGACUACCUGUGUGUGCCCCCCGCGGGGCAGGGCCGGUCGGGGCCCCCGCUGGGGCUGGGGGCUUCCCCUGGGGACAGUCGCCCCCCCCGCAGCGGCCGCCAGUGCCGGGGGCCCGGCCCCUGAUUACGUCACCGGCGCGCACCUGACCCUCUGCCCUGCCCCCGGGGUCCCCGCCCCAGACCAGGCCCCCCGCCUCGGUCCCGGCCCGCCUGGGGGGGCCCCCCUGAAGCCCGGGUUCGGGGACU
Sorex araneus (European shrew) is the source of this 2139-nucleotide messenger RNA. RefSeq names its product colony stimulating factor 2 receptor subunit beta (gene CSF2RB). Gene Ontology annotation, molecular function: cytokine receptor activity; protein binding. The transcript is spliced from 14 exons. Gene Ontology annotation, biological process: cytokine-mediated signaling pathway; immunoglobulin mediated immune response. Gene Ontology annotation, cellular component: external side of plasma membrane; membrane. NCBI's taxonomy places the organism in Eukaryota, Metazoa, Chordata, Mammalia, Eulipotyphla, Soricidae. Bases 110 to 2017 code for a protein of 635 amino acids. The record is from RefSeq and is a predicted model, not a curated record.